Messenger RNA from Budorcas taxicolor (takin), 1155 nucleotides. It is a transcript of the gene BORCS7, whose product is annotated as BLOC-1 related complex subunit 7. Gene Ontology annotation, cellular component: BORC complex. The record is from RefSeq and is a predicted model, not a curated record. The transcript is spliced from 5 exons. Lineage: Eukaryota; Metazoa; Chordata; Mammalia; Artiodactyla; Bovidae. The coding region runs from base 12 to 329 and encodes 105 amino acids.
UGGCCGAAGUGAUGGCGACCGGGACCCCAGAUUCGCAAGCGCGAUUCGGUCAGUCCGUGAAGGGGCUUCUGACGGAAAAGGUGAACACCUGCGGUACUGACGUGAUCGCUCUAACCAAGCAGGUUCUGAAGGGCUCCCGGAGCUCCGAGCUGCUAGGUCAGGCAGCUCGAAACAUGGUACUCCAGGAAGAUGCCAUUUUACACUCAGAAGAUAGUUUAAGAAAAAUGGCAAUAAUAACAACUCAUCUUCAGUACCAGCAAGAAGCUAUUCAGAAGAAUGUUGAGCAGUCUUCAAAUCUGCAGGACCAGUUGAAUCAUCUAUUGAAAUAGAACGAGUUAGAAGAGGGCAAAAGCACUUCUUUGCCUGACCCUGAGGAGGAAGUAUCUCACAUAACCAUGUGCUAUGGGUUUGAUUUUCCAUUUUCUUCUCCAAAAGUUAAGUUAGAAAAGAUCUGUGAUGAUGAACAGUUUCUCCUGAAAGGAAAUUAGGUGAAUAAAUUUUAGAAGCGCUUCUUAAACCAACGUAGGCUUUCAAUGAAUUUUUAAGUUGUUCUGUUAGUUUGAUAUUAAAGCAAAAUUAAAAGAUGUCUUAGUUUUUCCCACAGAAUUUUAAUAUGUCAAAAGCCAUGUUGUCUAAAUGUGUUUCUUAAGUAAAUACUGAGUAGUGUUUUAAAUUCAGACUUAGAGAGUCUACUGUGAAUUUAUAAGAAGGAUUAAUAUUUUUUAAAGACUUUUUUUCUUUUAAUCAUACUUUUAGGAAAUAUUUUAAUUUCAUGGUCACAGAAUGAUGAUUAGGUAAUACCGGUUGUUUUCUUUUCUAGUAACUAAGAAGAGAUACUUUUUUGUUGGAGCAAAUUCCUUCAUGAAAAUUAGGCAAAUGGUAUCAUAUCUGGCCAGCUGCAACCUCCUGCCUUGACCUUCAUUCCUAGGGUUUCUUUGUUGUUGUGACUCUUGAUUAAGUGGCCUUGGGUUCAUUUUGUAAUUUUGCUAGUCGUCAGCAAAUUCACUUGUAUGACAUUAUUGCCAAGUAAGAACUCAGCUAAAUUACCAGGAUUGCAGUAUAAGGUUGUGCCAUGUAGAAAAGCCCUUAUGUUUGUAGAUGUAUACCCAUGUUCACUGAAUUUAUCUUAUUAAAUGUCAUUGCCUUUGUUCUCAA